GUAAUUCCAACGUAUCAGUUCAGCUCAGACAGCUAACGGAAUCAAUGUAAAAAUAUACAAUAAAAAAAUAAACCGAAUAAAAAAAAUAUAUCCGAUUCCCGCGCAACUCGUCGCCUCUAAUGUGUAGCCCAACUGACUUUUAUUUAAAUUGAAGCCUUAAAAUGGCAAAAGCCAUUACAAUUGUAAUUAGCUGUGCACUUGGCUGUGCCUUGGUAAUGCUGCUGAGUCGCAGCAAAGGAAAUAUGAAUGAAUCAUAUCAAUUGUUAAGAGCCACAACAACUGCGACAACAGCUCCAAUUUCUGGCUCUGAUUCUGGUUCCCAUGUGUCUGAAGAUGGGGAUGCAUCCAUUGAGCCUGCCGUAAAUUUAUCGCGUAAUCAUAUUUUGCUGCUGCAUCGUAAGAAGCGAUAUCUGUUGUUUCCCGAAGGCAGCUCGUUUCAGCUGGUCUUUGAUUUAAUCAUACCGAUUGUGGACUAUACGAACUUUGCCAUUCUUGGCAUCACCUGUGCUGUUGCCUGGGAACUGCCCAGCAAGCCACCCAGCGAGCUGUUGGACAACCUGCGCACCCGCCUAAAUGAUGGCACACUCGGCACUGUGAGACGCAACGACAGCAUCCAACAGCCGCCACAGCAGAAGCAAAAGAUGGAUCCAAUGGACAAUAGGGACUUCAUUCGAACCGCCACUAAUUGGCAGUCAAUGCAUGCGCCACCAUCAGCUGCAUCCACAUCGACAUAUGCAUCCAAUGCCCAUAGAUACUCGUACUAUACGAAUGUACAGAAUGGCGGCGGGGACACAUCCGUUUAUGCAAAUUCGCCUAAUGGAGAACAGGCAGCUGGGAGGCCGACUAAUUGGCAUGCGCGACAGUCAAUAGCAAAGUGGCGACAGUGGGCAGACAUAUCUUCUCCAGCUGUUUCAUCAACCACUCCAUCUCCAUCUGCCGACUGGUCAGACAAUUGGUGGCAGCGCAACAAAGCACGCGUUCAACAAAAUUGGCGUCAAAAGCAGCAAAAGUGGAAUUCCUACGAGCAGACAACCAGAAGCAGUUACAGUUACACGCAGCGUCCACGUCAGAUGUUACAGGAACCACCCAAGCACCACAUUUAUCCGGUAUUUGGCAAACGACGUCGCCGACGUCGCGACGAACUGCAGCAACUGAACGAUGACGUCAUCGAGCAAGUGCACCUGCGUCAACAUCUCAGCUCCCGUGGAGUGCUCUUCGGAAAGAUCGAACGUUUGUACAAGUCAAGACAACUAAAUGGCACCGCCUGUAUUCAGCGUGCACUCUGUGAGUCGGCACAGCGUCAAGAGAAUGUGGACAGACCACAGAGUUUUAUUAUGGAACUGCUAUCGGUCAUCUUUCAAUUGCCCGGCAGCAAUGAAGCCGGAGAAGCACUGAUAAACAUCCCAGCACAUUACCUGGAGGCACAUCGGGAACGUGGCAACUGUCGACAAUUAUUUGCCGAUUGCAGUCACACAUUUUGGCAUGAAUAAAACAAAAUAAAAAUUAUUAUACA
Messenger RNA from Drosophila innubila, 1513 nucleotides. RefSeq lists its product as uncharacterized. The record is from RefSeq and is a predicted model, not a curated record. Lineage: Eukaryota; Metazoa; Arthropoda; Insecta; Diptera; Drosophilidae. The transcript is spliced from 4 exons. Bases 162 to 1490 code for a protein of 442 amino acids.